Molecule: messenger RNA, 1136 nt
Organism: Danio rerio (zebrafish)
Lineage: Eukaryota; Metazoa; Chordata; Actinopteri; Cypriniformes; Danionidae
Gene: dhrs13a.1
Product: dehydrogenase/reductase (SDR family) member 13a, tandem duplicate 1
Source: RefSeq, marked validated
ACAACUAGAUCCAGCAGUUACUGAUCAGAUCUGCUCGUGUGAGUAUAAUGUUUUUCCUUUUGUUAACAUGCGGAGGACUGCUCGCGGUUUACCUGCUGCUGCGGGUGACGGUGAUGAAAAUGCCGAGAUGUACAAGUACCGCUAGGCUGGACGGGAAAACGGUAAUCGUGACCGGAGCAAACACUGGAAUCGGCAAAGCCACCGCGAUGGACCUGGCGAGAAGGGGAGCUCGUGUAAUUCUCGCCUGCAGGGAUGAAGGCAGAGCUCAGGCUGCGGUCACUGACAUCCAGCGGGAAACGGGAAGCAAAGAGGUGUUGUACAUGCACUUGGAUCUGGCCAGUCUGAAGUCUGUGAGAUCUUUUGCUGAAAACUUCCUCAAGAAAGAAUCCAGAUUGGACAUUCUUAUCAACAAUGCAGGACUUGUGAUUGGUGGCAAGACUGAGGAUGGCUUUGGAAGGAUGUUUGGCGUAAAUCACCUUGGUCACUUCUUGUUAACGGAUCUGCUGCUGAAACGGUUAAAAGAGUGCGGUCCCAGCAGAAUCGUAACCGUCUCUUCGAUGGCCCAUGCGUGGGGGAAAAUGGAUUUCAACUGCAUCAACGCUCAAAAAGAUUUGGGCAAAGGAGAUUCUGCUCUGGGCUUGCUGAUGUUGUACAGCCACAGCAAACUGUGCAACGUCCUGUUCACACACGAGCUGGCCAAGAGACUCAAAGGCACAAACGUCACCUGUUACAGUCUGCAUCCAGGGGCCAUCAAAACUGAGCUAAGCCGCCACAGCAACAUUUGGUGGAGUUUGUUCAUGGCACCAAUUUUUCUGCUAUUCUUCAAGGAUGUGGUUUCUGGAGCUCAGACGUCUCUGCACUGUGCACUUCAGGAGGGCAUCGAACCUCUGAGCGGACGCUACUUCUCUGGUUGUGCAGUUCAGAAUGUUUCUGCUAAAGCCAGAGAUGAUGCAGCAGCCAAAAAGCUCUGGGAAAUCAGUGAGAGGUUUGUUGGAUUAGCAUGAGAUUGAUGGUUUAAAGAUACAUUUAACGCAUUUGCAGUUAAUUUAGUGAAACCUGUGCUGCAUCUGUAUUUUAUGUAUUAAUAAAAGCCUGUCAAACAUUGUGCAACAGUAGUAAUAAAAUAGUUUUCAACA